AGAAAUAAAACAAGUCUGUUGUGUUUGAAUUUGGCGCUUGCUCUUUAAAUUCGUAAACCAGAUUUGUUUAAAUGUGUUUGUUGCUACAGUUUAUACCUGAUUGAUGUUAUUAUUUGUCAGUGUCGUAUAUUAGAUAGUUUCGCGCCAUUGAAUCGUGGGUGAACCAGCGAUUCCGAAGCUGUUGUUUUCUAAAUUCUGACGCCAGGUCAAUGUGUUGAUAAACAAUUCACGAUGCGACCAUGUGAGCAGAUAAUGUUUUGGGAGAAAGAAUAAAACGCGUAUGAACGUUUCUCCCCGCAUCAGAGAGAAACUCUCAGCCGAUGCUGCUGCUGUUUAAUGAAUAGUUCUUUGAUUUCAACAAUAUGUCUAAAAUCAUAGCACCUCUGGAGCUAACUUUAGCGAUUAUCAAACCGGAUGUGUGCAGAAAUCCAUUCAACCUAGAAUUGCUCCGGCAGAUGGUCUUAGCUAAUAAUUUCUACUUUGUCGACACCAAAGUUGCUCAACUGAGUAGAACAGAGGCAGAAAAAUUCUAUAUUGAACACAAAGAUAAAUUUUUCUUCAAUCGCUUGGUCACGUUUAUGUCUAGUGGUCUUCUAUCAGCGCACAUCCUUGCCAGGGAAAAUGCCAUCAAACAUUGGAGAGAGUUGAUGGGCCCCACACACGUUUACCGGGCCCAGUACGAAGCUCCUUUAUCCCUAAGAGCCCGGUUUGGCUUAACAGACACAAGAAAUGCCACUCACGGUUCAGAUUCCCCCGACACUGCCAGAAGAGAAAUUUCCUUCUUCUUUCCAAACUUCAACAUGGAGGAAUUCUACAAGUACCAGGAACCAUACUUCAGGAACAACGAGGUCAUGUUCGACCCCAAGCACUGCGUCCACAAAAUCAAAGACGCCAAGGCCCAAAAGAUAUGAACUUUGUGAUAGACCCUGUCAUGAACUGGAACUCGGAGAAUGGUGUUCGAGGCUGCCAUUGUUCGGAUCUGAACAUCCUUUCUUGUACAUAGCGUCUGUGAAAGCAUGACCUUCUUGAAUAAGGCACAGGGCUGUAGCUACGGCCGAAAAAUAAAUAAGUAAAAACAAAUAAAAUGAAUAAAUAAAUAAAAUUUGAAUAUAAACCAAUCAGUCAAUGAUAAAGUAAUGUGUCAAAUAAUAAAAAUGAUAGAAUUCUGAAAGAAGAAAAAAAUAACAUGGUUAUGUUCUAUGCAUUUUUAUCAUCGACAUGUUUAAGACAUUCAUUUAAACUUUUAAGUGGGUUUUUUUUCUUCUUUUUUUUUUUUAAAUUUCAUUCUGUGUCGUCAGGGCCUUUCAGUUUUUCUUAAAAUCUCACUUCAAUCAAGGAAUCUUGAGUAUAUCAAUCAGCUGUUUGUUGCACUAUUAACCGAGCUACUUGUUUGAAUAUUAGAUGCAGAUGAUAAAUGAAAAAGUAAAACAGAAUAAUAUUUUUUCGUAAUGAAACUAAUAACAUGGGCUAUUUGUUAGCCAUUAAAAAUUUUGAUAUUUUUCGGCUGUUGUGAGCUUUUGUUGCAUUAAUUUAAUUAUUUCUCCUUUGAUCCUUCAGUUUAAUGCUCAAGAAGGUAUCCUAUAAUGUGAAACUUUUAAAUUAUCGGAUAAAGCUUUUAUAUUUAAAAAAAUUUUAUGCCACGUUGAGCCUUCAGAUUUAGUGCCUAAGCUUUCUAUAUCCGAAAAAAAGUAUUAAUUUUUUGAUUUUCUCUAUUCUGGGCCAAAUUAAGCUAAAAUCAGAAUAGAAUUAUGGCACAAAAUGUCUCUUUGAAUUUUCUUAAUCCCUCUUUCUUUUUUGAUAUUGAAUUAUACUUUAUUUUUUCCUGUUUAUACAUUUAAAUUUCUUAUUUGGAAGUUAAUGUUUUAUGAAAUUAAGUUAAAUGUGUAGUGUAUACAUAGUAUAUUUAGGCAAAAAACUGUGUACAUUUAACAAAAUGUUGAUUUAACUUGACGUGAUUGCAUAAAAAAAUAUAUUUAAAAAAAAAGAAAAGAUUUUUUUUCCUUCAAGAAAAUAAGAAUUCGUUAAACCUCUUUUGUUGCUAAAAAUUAGCCAUUUAGGUGAAUAAUAUAAUUAUAGUAUAUAUAAAUGCCAUUAUAGAAAUGUAUUCUCUUUUUUUUAAUUUUUUUAUUAUUAUUAUUUGUUUCUUUGGGGCUCUCCAAAUGGAUGAAAAUCAAUUAAAAAAGUUAUACGUUAUGAAACAAUUGUCUUGAAGUUCCUAAGUUUUUAUUUGAUAUUGAAGUGGAUUCAUACGGUCAACGUAUGUGUGUUUGUAUAUAUUUAUGUUUUUUGUCGUUUUACUUAGACUUUAAAAUUUUUCUUGUCACUCUUUGUAUAGCUCAUUUUUCAUUUUUUUUUCUUAUAUGUUGUAAAGGGGAAUUUCCUCUGAGUACUUAUUUUUAUAUGCAAUAAA
Uloborus diversus is the source of this 2410-nucleotide messenger RNA. Its product is annotated as nucleoside diphosphate kinase 6-like. The record is from RefSeq and is a predicted model, not a curated record. The coding region runs from base 363 to 911 and encodes 182 amino acids. Gene Ontology annotation, molecular function: nucleoside diphosphate kinase activity. Gene Ontology annotation, biological process: GTP biosynthetic process; CTP biosynthetic process; UTP biosynthetic process. The transcript has 6 exons. NCBI's taxonomy places the organism in Eukaryota, Metazoa, Arthropoda, Arachnida, Araneae, Uloboridae.